AUGUCUGCCGGCACGGCGGGCGGAGGCGGAGGCUCGGCCGCGGGCGCGGGUGCCGUGGUGCGCCAGGGCCACCUCCGCAAACUGAAGACGAUGAGGAAGAAGUAUUUCGUGCUGCGCGCCCAGACCGCGGACUGUUCGGCACGGUUGGAGUACUAUGAAUCUGAGAAGAAAUUCAGGGCGGGAGCGGCGCCUCGUCGCACGUUGCCACUGAAAAGUUGUUAUAACAUUACCAGGAGGCUCGACUUGAAACAGAAGCAUGUCAUAGCUCUGUUUACUAAGGAGGAGCAGUUCUGUGUGGUGGCUGAGAAUGAGGUGGACCUCCAUGCUUGGCUGACUGACAUCCUGAAACAGCAUGGCUCUGAUGAUGCGAGCGAGGAGCUACUGCAUCCUAUUCAGCACGUUUGGCAAGUGAACGUACAGAAAAAGGGCUUGGGCGCGUCCAAGAACAUCCAGGGUCUGUACAACUUGUGCCUCACGGACAAGACCCUCGCCCUGGUGAAGAUCAAGACACACAACAAUGUCAUCAGCGACCUGGGAAUACCUGAGCGAGUGGAGUACUCGCUUAAGUACAUUAGAAGAUGCGGUGAUUCUGAGUCAUUCUUCUACAUGGAAGUAGGUCGGCAGACGUCCACUGGUGCCGGCGAGCUGUGGAUGCAUUCCGGAGAUUCAAAUAUUGCACAGAGCAUGAACUCCACUAUAUAUCUAGCAAUGAAGAAUUGCGCCAGAAUGACAGAGAAUGAGAGGGAUCACAUCAUCCUCCCGGCAAAUGCGAGCCAGGAGGGGACCAACCCUCGCCCCCCGAGGCGGCAGACGUACUCGGGCACCAACGAGGGGGGAGGACGGGCGGCGCUUGCUAACGACAAGGGCCUGUGUGUUGGCUCGUGUAUUAGAAAUUGCGUGUGCUCAACAGCCACGUACAGCGUAGACGACUCGGCGGCAGCUAUAGCGCCGUUGACGCCCAAAAACGCCGAAAACCAACCACCGAAUAACUCAUUACUUAGUGAUAAGCCGGAAACCGCUCGGAUCAUAAAACAUCACCGCACCGUGUCCUUACCGACCGGUUGCACGCUCUUCCAAGAGCCUCUCAAGAUAGUCCACGAGAGGACCAGGUCGGCCCCGCUGACGGGGGACGAGGUCGACCGCAUCACGAGUACGAAUAUAGACAAGAUGACCACACACUCGUCGUGUAAAGCGGUUAAUGGCACGGAUGGGUUCCCACUGAAGGCGCAGUGGGCGCGCCGGGCCAGCACGGGCACCAGGAUGGCAAAGAGGUCGCCCGGACACCCAAAGAAUGCGGGCGCGCCGCGGAACCGAUGCGACAGUAUGCCCUCGAGAGCGUGUAUCUCAUUCGAAGCGGAGCGGCAGACGCCGAGGCACAAUGAUCUCGUAGAAGGUCUGGAUGUGUCGCGUGAUGAGACCGAUGCUCUGGUGGACUGGUGCCGUACGCCGCGAAUACCAGAGGAGCCGGACUGCUGUGACAUAUCCAAAGACAUUAUCAGUGCGGUGGGUCGCGGAGGGGGCCUGGUGCUGGCGGCGCAGCACUCGCGCACGUCGUCGCUGGGCGUGGAGGAGGAGGCGCGCGCGGCCGGGUACCUGCCCAUGGCGCCGCACGAGCCCCCCGCCGGCCUCGUGUCCGCCUCCAGCGGCUCCGUCUGCAGCGGCACGCCCUCCACGGACCCCCGGUUUAGCGAGUACCAGCUAGAGCCGGCUACGUCGCACAUCAUAGCGGAGGAGCGACCGCCGCGUGCGUACAGCGUGGGGUCGCGUCCGCCGGGUAUGGGCGGGGGCGGGGGUGGGGGCGGCGGCGGCGGCGGGGGCGGGGCGGCGCGGCACCGCGCGUACAGCGUGGGCGCGCGCGCGCGGCCCCCGCCCGCCGCCACGCGCCACCAGCCCUCCUCCGCGCCGCUGCUGCCGCGGGCCUCCGCCGAAGACCUCAUGGAGCUCGACUUCUCCGCCAACUCGCCCUCCGCCAAGGUGGUAGUGGCCCGAACACCGCCGUCGAUGAUCGGAUUCAACGAGGUGCGCGGGCGCGGCGCGGCCGACGAGUACGUGAACAUGUCGCCGCGCAACACCGGCUACGUGGAGAUGCGGCCCGGGGACGCCCCGCGCUCGCCGCCCACGCUGCCCCUGUCGCCCCUCACGCCCCUCACGCCCCUCACACCCCUCACACUCACCCCCGCCGGGACCCUGUCCCCCGCGGCCACGCCCGACGGCUACGUCGAGAUGAACUACACCAGGGCGCCCACGCGGCCCAUCACCAUCGCCGCGCGGAUACCCUCGGUCCCCUUGAGCGUGUCGCCCCCCGAGGAGGCGCGGCGGAGGCGGGAGCGCGAGCGGGAAAGAGAAAGAGAACGCGAGAGGGAGCGGGAGCGCGAGCCCGGAACGCCGUUGGGAUCGCAGAUGUUGUUUCCGCUCUCGCCUGAUUUACCAAUAUCAAUACCGGACCUGGAUGCGGCUGAUAUGUUUGAAGAUUCUCCUAGAGAAGAAUGGAGUCAGCCGCAGCUGUCGACCGUCCGCGAGCUGUCGGAGGAGUGCGGGCGGCGCAGCCCCGAGUCCGCGCCGGUGGCGGUGCCCCCCGCGGCCGCCCCGCACCCCCCGCACGCCCCGCACGCCCCGCACCCGCCGCCGCCCGCGCCCGUGUCGCAGUCCCCGCAGUACGUGGUGCUGCGCGCGGGCCGGCCCGGGCCCGCGGACCCCGCCCUGCCCAUCAACCCCGCCGACAGGCGCCCGCACCCGCUGCUUAACCUACAUCCGGAGGCAAGCACUCGCAGCACGACGCCGCUGGUGGUGGCGGGCGCGGGGGGCGGGCCGCCGGCGCGGUUCGUGGUGCGCGAGUCGCCGCCCGCCUCGCCCGCGCCCGCCUCGCCGGGGCCCCCGGGGCCCGCGGGGCCCGCGGGGCCCGCCCUCAACUACGCCGCGCUGGACCUGGAGCCGCGCGUGGGCCCGGCCGCGCCCGCGCCCCGCACCUACACGCAGAUCGACUUCCUGCGCAGCGAGAAGCUGCACGCCGGCGCCGCCGACGGCACGUAG
Achroia grisella is the source of this 3030-nucleotide messenger RNA. RefSeq names its product insulin receptor substrate 2 (gene chico). Lineage: Eukaryota; Metazoa; Arthropoda; Insecta; Lepidoptera; Pyralidae. The record is from RefSeq and is a predicted model, not a curated record. Gene Ontology annotation, biological process: insulin receptor signaling pathway. Gene Ontology annotation, cellular component: cytosol; plasma membrane. The transcript has 13 exons. Bases 1 to 3030 code for a protein of 1009 amino acids. Gene Ontology annotation, molecular function: insulin receptor binding; phosphatidylinositol 3-kinase binding.